Amphimedon queenslandica is the source of this 1508-nucleotide messenger RNA. RefSeq lists its product as uncharacterized. Bases 365 to 1306 code for a protein of 313 amino acids. The record is from RefSeq and is a predicted model, not a curated record. NCBI's taxonomy places the organism in Eukaryota, Metazoa, Porifera, Demospongiae, Haplosclerida, Niphatidae. The transcript is spliced from 4 exons.
UUUUAUGACUUUUGCAAUGAGCACUGAGGAAGAGCCUGACUAGACUACCCGGGAGGUUGAGGAAGAAGUAUCAGUGAGAGUAAGUGUCACUCCUCAACAAUUGGACACAGCUGAAGGUGGAGAUGAUUAUUUGUCAACAAGUGCAGUGGUCACAUUUAGAUAUUGGGAAACGCUACAUAAUGUAACAAUUGCUAUUAUUGAUGACCUCUAUGCUGAACCUACUGAAUAUUUCAGUGUAAGGCUAGAAGCUAUUGGACAAGAUGUUGUUGUAUUUCCAAUUACAGAAUGCACUGUAGGAAUACAUGACAAUGAUUAUGUACAAAUUGGUUUUAGUAACUCAUCACUGAUUAUUGAUAGUACAGAAAUGACUCUUGCUGUCUCAAACUAUCAUGGAAUAAUGCAAUCAGGAGAAAUAUCAACUGUUAAGUUGCAAGUUGAAAGUUUAUCAGGUGAAGCUUUAAAUGUCACUCACUUUGAUUUCUAUAAUUACAGUGGAAGCUACAGUGCAAAUCUUAAUCUCUCUCAUCUUCUUUUCUCUCUGGUAUAUAACCAAAAUAAUGCUGUGUUACUAGGGAGACUUGCUACUGAUAAAUCAAGCAUCAAUCUAACAAUAGAACCAUCUGUUAUUACCAUUACCUAUAAUCCUCAAAUUCCUCAAAUUUUUAAUACUACAACAACACAAGUUGAUUGCAUGAGUACAAUCGUCACCAUAACAUCCAUUCCUACAAUAUCAUCUCAAGCUUGUGCAUUUUCUGAGCCAAUUACAGUUACAUCUAUUCGCACAAGCACACUAACAACUGCAACAAGUGCUUCAAUUAUGAUCACAAGCCCUCCAGUAUCUAAAGUAACGAUAACAGUUGAGAAGACUUUGCCAUGUUCUGCAGCUAUACUACCAACAACACAACCAAACCAGUCCUCGUUGAACUCAAGUGUAGUCGUUGGAGGUGUAAUGGGCUAUGUUAUACUUGUCAUUCUUGGUAUCGUUGGCACUGUGGGUGGGUUUUUCUGUGGAAGAAGUACCAGAAGACAACAAGGAAUGACAAUGUCGGCAACGAAUGUACCAGUAAUUAUUAGUAAUGUUAAUGAUUACGAAGGUCGUAGAAAAGCAAUUAGAUCUGGUAUACUUGACAAAAACCAGUCACUUCCUCUACCUAAGCCUCCGCAUAAUAUUGGUGAAGAAAUUUAUGAUAAUAAUGUGAUUUACAUGGAAAUGGAUAUUUGCAAAAAGAAAUGGCAUACAAAAAUUCUGGAGCAAUUGCAGCACAGUAAACAUGAGUAUUGCACAUAUAGUAAUGUAUUUUGUUAAUUGUCUUACAUUAUGCAUGCAUCAAUAAGCCUAAUUGUUUACUAUUAUUGAGUGACUCAUCAUUACAUAUCUAAUUGUGUGACACUAGUUAAAAUAAACCCUAAUAGAGUGUUAUGUGUAGUAGAAAUAGUUGUGUACAUAUUAAUUAAAAUUAACAAAUUUUUGUGCUGUAGUUUUUGAAAUACAAUUCGACUAGAUAUAA